GUGAACUAUACUGUCCUCUCAAGCUCUUCCGUGUUCAGUCAAGAACAACUUGUCACGCCAAGUUCUUACGCAACAGCCCUAAAGAAGCAGUUCAAACGUUUUUUGUUUUGUUGGUAAAUUGCCUUUACAUUUCUUACAGACUACAUUUGAAUCUGUCAUCGGGGAAUCAUCACAUCAAUGGGGUCGUUAAAGCAGAUAAAGACUGAGUUUCUUCACUGUGAGAGUGGGAAAAAAGAAGCUGUAGAAUUCCUCAGCCAAAUCAAAGAGAUUGUGUUGAAACAUCGCAACAGCAAGAUUCCUCUUGCAAAGCCGAAAAGUUACGAGUUGAGAAUCGGGGGUCUGGAGGACACUGUCCACGCUGGAGAUGGUGAACAGUUAGAAGUUUGGAAAGACUGCUACCUUCCAGAGAGAAUGGAGAUGGUGGUCAUUGGUGCCCUGGAUGACUUCCGAUGUUCGGCAGCAGGAUGGCAGCUGGUUCUCCUGUUAUGUGAAGAUGGCAAUGUCUACGCCUACGAGUUUGAAGUUCUACACCUGGUUGCCAGAAGCUUGGAGGAUCUCUUUAAAUCUGGAGCGGAGUUCCCAGGACUGGAGAAAUUCAGAUUUGGAGAAUGCUUUGAGGAAUUGACUGAGGAAGAGAUGGAGAAAGAGAUGCAAUGUGAUGAAAUCAAGAAAAUCGAUGAUGAGCAUAUUCAGUUCCGAAGAAGAUUGGAGAUUGAGAUGCUGGAGGAUCUCAAAGCAAUCAAGCAAUCUGAGACGAUCGUGACAGAACUACCCACCACCAAAGGACCAAGCAGCGGAUCUCCGAGUGUGGCUGAAAUGGCAUGUGAGUUCCGCACCCUCGCCGCAGAGAGCGGCUGGAAUGACGAGGCCCUUCAGGGAGCAUUCCGGAACGCACUCACUGAGACCCUUAAGGAUGAGUUGGUAUCCAGAGAGGAGCCUGAGGGACUGGACAAACUAAUUUCUCUCACUAUUGACAAUCGUCUCCCUCAGCCUGGCUGA
This is a messenger RNA of Salvelinus namaycush (lake trout), 999 nucleotides long. RefSeq lists its product as uncharacterized. NCBI's taxonomy places the organism in Eukaryota, Metazoa, Chordata, Actinopteri, Salmoniformes, Salmonidae. The coding region runs from base 178 to 999 and encodes 273 amino acids. The transcript is spliced from 8 exons. The record is from RefSeq and is a predicted model, not a curated record.